This is a messenger RNA of Punica granatum (pomegranate), 2142 nucleotides long. Lineage: Eukaryota; Viridiplantae; Streptophyta; Magnoliopsida; Myrtales; Lythraceae. The record is from RefSeq and is a predicted model, not a curated record.
ACUUUCCUCUGGUAAAGAAAACCGACCAAACCAAUAGAUAGAAACCUUAGCCUUUCCUAAAAUGAGAGGAGGGUAGUUCUUGAAAGAUCAAUAUUAUGGUCAGACAAUGGCUUUCUUUGCCUCUUGUUGGUUGAUCAUCGAAUUGUAUCUCAUUCCUGAUGGUCUUUUGAAGUGGUUUUACCUCAGCUUCUAUCUCCACCCUCUUCUUCUCAUCGCGUGCCAGUUCUUCCUCUGGCUCAAAGCUCUAAAAGAGUUUCUCUCUGUCAUUCUCUUAUUUUUUCUCAACUCCGUCAACUGUCUAUGUAUAUAUAUCUACAAUUUCUUUAUGUCCUCUGCUGUCUAUUGCUUUUCGUUCAUUAGAGUCCGUGGUUAUUGUGUACAUAGCAGAGAGACUUUCGGACCUGCAGAAAGCUCUGAUGAGGACUAUCAAGUCUUCCGUUCUUUUAGCUUUUCGUGCCAAGCAACUUCAACUUUUGAGCUGAAAGUAUUUCCUGCCCAGGCUAUAGACUACAGAGAGGAGGAUGAAAAUGAAUAUGCAGAAGCUCUAAUGGAUUUUCGCGAUUCCAAUAAAGAACCAAAGCCCAAUAGGGAUAUCGACACGAACGCAGAUGAGAGCUUGUAUUUCUCUUCCGCUUGUUGCUCCAACUUGCCUGUAGCAAAGGACUUAGUAUUACCCUAUGUCUUUGUGAAUGAACAUGGUACCCAUCUUACUAGUCCGACAGUUAUAUGGAGGUGGCCCGAAAGUCUUCCUCCUGAUGGUGGCACCUCAUAUUCUUUAGAAGAAGAGGUAUCGGACUUGGACAAAUAUAUUCCUUCACCCUAUGAGCAUAUAUCUCUCGCAGGUAUGGACAUGAAUAAGGACUUGGCUUCACAAUACAGAACUGGGCCAACUGACUUUCCCUGCUCAGAACUGGAGUGGAUUGAUAAUGAACCGACUGUGAAUGUUGGUUCGAAUACCAUCCUACUAGUCAGGGAAGAACCUGAUACGACAAAGGAUUCAGAUCCAUUCUAUGAGAAGUACAGUGAAAGAAUGAGGUGGUUUGAUGUCCUUAGCUACGAAAGGACAUGUGGAAUUAGUGCAAUUCUUGAGAAGCAAUUUGAUCCUGCAACUAUCUCCAACCCAUACAUCUCGUGUGGCAAAACUGCGAAGAAGAGGCUCCUGAAGAGCUUAGAGAGUGACUUCGAACUGGUUUACGUGGCUCAGAUGUGCCUCUCCUGGGAGGCUUUGCAUCAUCAAUAUAGGAAGGUCCAGGAGCUAUUAUUAAGCUCGUCCAGCCCUCAAGUCAGAGUUUCAGGACACACGAAGUUGGUCGGAGAAUUCCAAAAUUUUCAGGUUCUCAUCGAGAGAUUCCUGGAAGACGAAAGAUGUGGAGGCAAGAGGUACCUCAAGUUUGCUCAGGGGAGAUUCUCCCUCAAGAGCCUUCUUCAGGUUCCCGAGCUCUCAGGUAAUCCUGGAAAUACAGAGUUAUCAGGGUCUUGCUCAGGGAAGGUGGGAGAAGUUGAGCUUGUCUGUUUUACUUUCUGUGUAGGCUUUUCCGUGGUGGAAGAGGAGCCGACGGAAAGAGAAAGUGGAGCAGUGUUAGAGCUGAAAGAAGUUGCAAAAGCCAUGGAGAAUUGUAUAAAAGCAUUCUAUCUCUUCGUAAAGACGGACAAGGACAAGUCUUGGUGGAAGCUUAAGAGUUCUCUGUGGAGCUAUCCUCCAGUUGAAGACCCCAGAGACUUGCAGCUCUUAGACGAACUUACCGAAAGACACCAGAAGAAGGUGCUGCUAUUGAAGGAUCUACAAGGGAAAGGGAAAUGCCGGAUCAAGCGAGGAGGAUGGAUCGGCGAGUCUCAGAGGAAGGAGGUGUUAUUCACUAUGAUAGACCUGAAACUGGUCUCCAGAGUCCUGCAAAUGGCAACCAUCUCUUCUUCCCAGCUAAAGUGGUGCCAAUCGAAGCUUGGUAACAUAAAUUUCCAGGAUGGAAAGGUUACGAGAGGCUGCGUAUGCCCUCUGUUCCCGGCUUCUUGAUGCCGAUGCUGACAUCCUAUAUUUUUUUUUUUCUAUCAUGAGUGGAAUGAAAUCCAAUAUUAGGGAUGUUCAUUUGUGAGUUCUCCAGGUGACAAGUCGAAGUAUAGAGGAGAAGAUUGAUCCUUUCUGCA